UAAAUACGCACGAUUGAUGUGUUAUCUCCGUCGCGGGCUUCACAUGAUAAGAUGUAACGUAUCAAUAAAUCGAGAAAAGAGAAGCUGAUUGCAUUGGGUGUCGCGUGCGAGUGCCGAACAAGCUGUCGUGACAUGAGAUGGCUGACCGUUGUGUUGUCCAUCGUGGCGGCGACCGCGACGAGUCUUCUUGUUCCUGCGCCUCCAGCUUCUCAACAUUUAGACGUCGCUGAUGUGAGAAACUUGAGUGUUAGUUUGAUUAACGUCGACCGAGGCAAGCGGCUCAAAUUUAACGUGUCGUGGCUACCACCCGAUGAUACCAGUACGUUGAGUUUCUAUAGCACGAUAGUGACGAGUGUCCGAUCGAACGACAGUGUUUGCAGUGAAGGUUCAAUUUUCUACGUUGGCGACAGUAUCAAUCAAACGAAUGUGCUACUACCGGAGAAUAGAUUCCUCGAAGAUGCCGCCGAUGAACUUGACGUGGAACCUGGAUGCUCGUACAAAAUUCAAGUGUUUGCUAAUCCAAGAAGCGGACGUGAUGCCGAAGAUGCCCCAUCGGUAACAUACGCAGUGCCAGAGUGCGUAGGCAAGCGCUGCAGCUGCGCCAAAUCGAUGGACAUCCUACCGACCCCGAGGGUCACAGCCAGGAGUUUGAGCAACGGCAGCACUUUGAUCACCUGGAAAGUGGAUCCCGCGUCGCCGUCGUUGUCGCUCGUCAAGUCCUACGAAAUUAGUAUCGGUGUGCCAAGUCUAACGUCAUCGAGCGGUUUAACGGUGUACAACGAGACAAAAAUAUUCACGAGCAGCGUUGACAACGAGACGCUGUACCUGUGGGAGCCAGUCGAGAAGCCAAAGAAAGGCACGAAAAUGUUCGUCACCGCGAGAGAUUCUUACGGGUGUUCGGGCAAAGCAGGCACUUAUGAGACGAAACGCCCGAGACACACUUCUUUCUACCGUAAAAACGCCACCCCACUGUUUUUCGCCGCGAUGGUCGUAACUCUGGCGUCGAUCAGCGGAAUCUAUCACUUGGUCAAGUAUCUGGCGAGGAGUCACAAGUAUAAGCUCGUCGCGCUCGGGCAGAAGCGCGCAAGGUCAGUGUUGCGCUUUCUCAGCAAAUUCGAAGCCGCGAUAAUCAACGUUAUGGAGAUUCUCCCCAGAGCGCUAGGCCCGGUUCUAUCCAAUUCCAAAAUCGAAGCGCUGUUGCGGAACAACAACUCUCUAUAUGCCGAGCGGAGCGCCGAGGACUUUAAGAGCGUCGACCCUCUGGAGAUCAGCUACGCGAGGCUACGAGAGGUCCGUGAGCUUGGCAGUGGCCAAUUCGGUAGGGUCUAUCUGGCGGAUCUACUUGGCUGCAGCAGCGAGCGACGCAACCUCGUCGCUGUGAAAACGUCCCUCGACUCGCAAUUAGAAGUACGUCAACAACUGCUGGAAGAAAUCGCGAUCAUAAAAAUGGCAGGUUCUCAUCCGCAUCUUGUCGGCUUGGUCGGCUACAGCACGAUACCUAUGCAUCCCGUUUGCCUGGUAUUGGAGUACAUGCGGGGUGGUGAGCUACUGAGUUACUUGCACCGAAUGCGUGACGUUGCAGAUUCCUCGGGUCUAGGCAACGAUAGUUCCCUCGAGGGUCCCGACAUUGACAGCAUUGCCGAGAGAACGUGCACGAGUUUGAGUGGUCAAUCGGCAGCGACAGCGACCACGGCUAAAGUGUUUUUCGGCAAUGACAUCGAAACUAAAAAUUUGUCGAAUAGUUUUGACGCGAGCGAGGCUCCCGUCAGUCAAGUUGAAAUGAUGAGGUUCGCACUUGAGAUUGCUAGAGGCAUGGAACAUCUCGAGGCGAACGGGAUUGUUCAUCGAGAUUUAGCUGCGAGAAAUGUUCUAAUGGAUGAGAAUUUGGUGCUCAAGAUCUGCGAUUUCGGCCUAUCUCGCAAAGGCGCCUACAUGCUGAACGGUGCGGGAGUUCGCCGUCUGCCGAUCCGUUGGAUGCCACCGGAAGCGAUUCGACGGCGUGCCUUCACCAACAAAAGCGACGUUUGGUCGUAUGGCAUGUGCCUAUGGGAAAUUGCUAGUCUCGGUGAUUUUCCGUACUCGUGUUUUUCCGACGACGCUCUUCUGCGUCAUUUGCUGGAAGAAGGUGGUCGUCCGGACACGACGCCUUUGAAAGAUGCACCAAUGGAAAUGAAAGAAUUGAUGCACAUGUGUUGGGCGAGUUUACCUGAGGGAAGACCCAAUUUCGCUCAGAUUACUUCGUGGUUGGAGUCCAACAGGGAUAGCAAAAGUAAGAGUAAUCCGACGUAUCAGGAUGUUGAUGUAUUACAGGCGGUUACAUGAAGGAGAAUAGGGUUAUUUUGUAGUGUUCAGCUCGUAUUAGAUUUAUCUUUUAAGUACUAUUUUUAUAGGAAUUUUUUAUUAAACCAUCAUUCAUCAACACUCAUCGUUUCAUCAAUUUGCAAAGCAAAAACUGAAAUACAAGAUAUUGAAUUUUUCGAUUUAACCAUUUUAAUUUCAUUGUCCACAUUCGAACCAAAAAUUAACAAUCCAAAAAUUUAUUCUUAAGAUUUCAAUUGUUAAGAUAAGGAUUACGUAAAUUUUGUGAUUAAUAAUGUAGUUGUAUAUUACGUUGUGAAUAUAUAAAUUAAUUUAGCGGUAAAUCGUGUUAUAAAUGUUUAAUCGGCAAAUAAAAAAAUAAUUUCAAUAAAAGGCUUUUUGU
Messenger RNA from Phymastichus coffea, 2701 nucleotides. RefSeq names its product mast/stem cell growth factor receptor Kit-like. Gene Ontology annotation, biological process: protein phosphorylation; cell surface receptor protein tyrosine kinase signaling pathway; multicellular organism development. NCBI's taxonomy places the organism in Eukaryota, Metazoa, Arthropoda, Insecta, Hymenoptera, Eulophidae. The coding region runs from base 133 to 2322 and encodes 729 amino acids. The transcript has 9 exons. The record is from RefSeq and is a predicted model, not a curated record. Gene Ontology annotation, molecular function: ATP binding; transmembrane receptor protein tyrosine kinase activity. Gene Ontology annotation, cellular component: signaling receptor complex.